AUGGCCCGCCGAGCCGCCACCACCAGCGGUGCUCCCGCCCAGCGCGGUCCCGCACCAGAGAUCAAAGCAGACACCACGGACACGAGCUCAACAGCCAGUCGGGCUUCCACGGCACCUAAACCGUCGCGCAAGCGCCGUCCUCGGAACCGCUCGACCGCCUCGACCGCCUCAACAGCCUCUACCCCCGCGCCCAGCACUCCCACCCUCAAGCAUCACACCACUAGUACUAACAAUAGUAGCUAUGAUCCCCUCACAGAGGCCGUAAUCAGCGCCCUCGCCGCCUUUGGUGAAUUCUUCCUCUCCCUCAUCACCUUCCUUCGCGACGCCCUAACCACCACGCUGCGUCUGCUGCGGACGCCGCUGUCCAUCCUCCUCGGACUGUACCUCGUCGCCGUCACCGCCGCAUACUGCUACCGCGCCCUGUCGACGCCUAUUACGCGUGCGCUCCUCCCGCUAUGUAGCAUCCCGGGGGUCUCGUUGCUGGAUAUACCGCUGUGUAACACUGUAUAUACCGCGACCCCGACGCGCACGAGAACGGACUUUAAAGCCCUGGUCGAACUACAGACUUCCUUCGAGGACAUCAUUGAGAAAGCGGCCAGCGGCUCGGGCUUGGGUAAUGACCUGAAGAAGUCGGAGUUCGCGGUGUCGGACUUGAAUUCGCUGGUCCGCGCUUCAACACUCGAGUGCCGAGAUGAGCUCUCCAGCCGCCUCGAAUCCUUUAUCACAGACGCGAAACGCACCUCCAAAGAACUUACACGGUUCAGCUCCAAAGUCUCCGGCGUUGUCGACUCCAUUAUCUCCAUCGACAACUACGCUCUCCGCACGCUCUCCGCCGCCCGCGCAAUCGAGCUCUCCGCAGCCCCGCACAACCCCGUGGUCGCAUACGCGCUUGCACCGUUCCGGCGCUUCACGGCAGUGGCAGACGCGGAGGCGUCCGUCAGGGACACCUUUGUGAGGGCGGGUAAUAUCAUGGAGGAGAACAUCAGGGGGUUGGUGUUGAGGGCCAAGGCGUUGUUGAAUGAUCUUGAGAUGAUGGAAGAAAAGUUGAGAGUCAUACAGGAGGUUGUGGCGAGGGAGGGGAAUACUGUUAAUGAAGCGUAUGACGAUGUGCUAUCCCACCUCUGGACGCUCCUCGGCGGUAACCGCGGCGUCAUUGGCCGCUACCAGUCGCAGCUGUCACUCCUCACCGACCUCUCCGGCUACCGUGGAAAGGCAAUGGCGCAUGUUCGCGUGUCGUUAAUGCGGCUGGAGAAGAUGCAAUUGGACCUGGAGGAUCUGAGAGACCAUAUGGCGAGGCCGGGGGUGCUGGCGGAGGCAGGGAUGGAGGGGCUGCCGUUGGAGGUGCAGAUGGAGACGAUUAGGAGGGGGGUGGACAGGUUGAAGGGCAGUAUGGAGAGAGCGAAGGAGUUGACGGAUAGGCAACAAGAGAGAAUGUUAGCGAAGGAUACCGGGAGUAUCAUUGGGAUAGAACAGGCGCUGGACGGAUGA
Messenger RNA from Morchella sextelata, 1488 nucleotides. RefSeq lists its product as uncharacterized. The record is from RefSeq and is a predicted model, not a curated record. Bases 1 to 1488 code for a protein of 495 amino acids. The transcript is spliced from 4 exons. NCBI's taxonomy places the organism in Eukaryota, Fungi, Ascomycota, Pezizomycetes, Pezizales, Morchellaceae.